UUUUAGCUCUUCCGAUACGAGACUCUAAUCUCUACAGUCUAAGAGAAUGAUGAUCUCUUAUCUGGUUGUGGCGUUUUCGAUCUUUGUGACAUGCUACACUCGCAGCAGGAACUGUAUAGAUGAUUUUGAUAUCGACAUUAAAGAAAGCCAGGGCUACAACUACCCUAUACCACAUUCAUAUGAAUCUGAGUACUGGAGCGAACUCCAAACUGAAUACAAAGUGACAAGAAAAAUGUCUUGGAGCAGGAACUUCUACAUUUUUGGAAAAUUUGUUGACGAAUCAGCUGCAGGAGGAGAUGAUACCAUUAUUUCAGCCGGGCUUUAUCGUGGAGAUGAGCUCAUUUACAAAACAAUAAUAAAUUGUGAAAGUGGAACAUGGGAAAACUGGAUUCUCGACAAAAAAACGGAGCAGGAGCGAAUUCUUCUUCACGGAAAAAUAAACAAAACAGUUAGCUGCAAAACUGGUGAUGAUUUCGACUUGAUCUUAAAAAAUGACAAUGACCGUUUAGCUAAUUGGAUAUUAAACGCUCAACCGCUGCAGCAUGAAGUCAGGAAAUUUAGCAAAAAAACAAACAAAAUAUCUGAAGGAAAAAGACAAAUUAGAACAGGCAUCCUGCGUCCUAAAGUCAAAGUGGACUCAAAAUACUCGACUUUCAAUGCAACACGAUUCGAAUUCACUGCAACUGGCAGAGCUGUUUUUGACCGUUUUGCUUUUGGACAAUGUGAUGCGUGGCCAAAAAACAUGGAGAUGCAGUGCCAGAAAGUUAGAGAAUGGAUUCACGCCAGAAGCAAAGCGAACAUGACGGAAGAAACCCUAGCACAGCUACAAAGUACUCCUGAUGCGAACUUUACCAGGGGACUUGGUACAUUCGGGAACAAUAUGGAGUCCUUCAUACCAACAUGUCUCACUAAAAAAUACUUCAAUUGGUUUCAAGGAACCGUGCACCCUGACCGUGAAACACCUAUGUAUCCAGGUGAACCUGCAAAUAAAGAGAAACGUGCUUACUGCUGCUGCACUAACAUGAAGACAGGAAGAGUGUUUGAAGAUGAUCCAGAAAAGAAUUGCAUAUCCACACCCACCUGUAUAACACUCGGUUGGACGUGUGUGCGAGCAUAUGACCCUGUAGUGGGCGGGGAAAUUUAUGAGGAAGGAAAAAAAGAACAUUAAGCUAAGAAAAAUGCUUAAAAAUUUAAAAACUAGUAUAGCUAGCGAAAUCUGGUAGCUCAGUAACGGUUCUAUUAUAAGGUCUAAAAUGAACGAAUUUUAUUGAAAAAGUUGAAUUAUAUCGAUGAUACAAAAAUCAGAAUAUGACUAGCAAUUAUUAUUGAAAUAAA
This is a messenger RNA of Bolinopsis microptera, 1335 nucleotides long. RefSeq lists its product as uncharacterized. Lineage: Eukaryota; Metazoa; Ctenophora; Tentaculata; Lobata; Bolinopsidae. The record is from RefSeq and is a predicted model, not a curated record. The transcript has 6 exons. Bases 47 to 1168 code for a protein of 373 amino acids.